Molecule: messenger RNA, 903 nt
Organism: Anopheles cruzii
Lineage: Eukaryota; Metazoa; Arthropoda; Insecta; Diptera; Culicidae
Exons: 5
Coding region: 1-876 (291 amino acids)
Source: RefSeq, a predicted model, not a curated record
AUGAAAGUUCUAGUGCUUUUGGCUUGUGUGGCGCUAGUGGCAGCCCGGCCCGAGCCGCCAGUUGGCGGGUACAGCCACAACCAGGGCGGACACUACCAUCACGGGGGUGGCCACGGAGGCCACGGUGGCUACAGCUACCAGCAGCCGGCUGCGGCGCCCGUUCCGCUCCUGCACUCCGGUUCGGUCGGCCAGUUCUCUGGCUCGGCCGCGGCCGCAGCCAGCGCCAGUGCCUCGUACGACACCCAAUCUCUUGGUGGAGGCGGCGGCGGCGGCCUAUCGAGCUUCUCCGGUGCCGUCGCUGAUGCCGGUGCGCAGUCCUUCGGUGGCGCAGUCCAAGCGGAGUCAUUCGGUGCUCCCCAGCAGCAGAUCGUACAGAAGCACAUCUACGUGCACGUGCCGCCGCCGGAGCAGCAGCAGACGUUCCACCAGACGAUCAGCGCGCCGGCCCUCCGCCAGAAGCACUACAAGAUCAUCUUCAUCAAGACCCCCUCGGUUGAGUCGCAUGCCGCCCAGCUCGCUCUCCAGCAGUCGCAGACCGAGGAGAAGACCAUCGUGUACGUGCUGGUGAAAAAGCCGGAACCACUCGCCGACAUCACGCUGCCCGCCGCUGCCGUGUCGAAGCCGAGCAAGCCGGAGGUGUACUUCAUCAAGUACAAGACCAACUCGGAGGCGGUCGGUGGUGGUGCUGCCACCGGUGCUUCCGCUGCCGGCCUUGGCUUACUAUCGUCCAGCGGUUCUGCGUCCGCCAGUCACUCGCAAUCCGUACUCUGUUUCCGGGGCCAGAUUCGGGUGCCAGAGCUUUGGUACUUCUCCAGUUGGGAAUACUCGCCUGCACAAACAUACGGCGCUCCUGGUGGUCAUGGAGGCUACCACUAAGGCGAGUAUUACUGCAUUCGACCGGGG